AGGGCACGAAGACAAAGCUGCCCGGAGACGCCGGGUGGCGUCAUCGUGGGCCCGCUUUUGCGCCGGAGCAAAGUUCGGGAGGCCGCGUUGCCGCCAUGUUUUAUGAAGGCAUCCUGCAGUUCUGAUGACGUCCUCGCAGCCUUCGGCUCUUAGUUGUCAUCCACUUUAGUGGGCCCUCGAGAGGCCGGUCCCUGCUCUCUCUCUCCGUAAUGACCACCUUCCAACCCCGGGACCCGGUCUGGGGACGCGUUCUUGGGCGAGAGAGGUUCUGCUGACCCAGGCCCGGCCAGGGGGGCGGCUGGCGCGUCGCCGGGACCGGCGGUUCCCAUGGCACCGCCUCCGGCCCCGCGCCCCUCCCGGGACCCAGACGGGGCCGGGCGCGAGUGGAGGAAGCCCGGGGCCGUGAGGUUCGCGGACGUGGCCGUGUACUUCUCCCCGGAGGAGUGGGGGUGUCUGCGGCCCGCGCAGAGGGCCCUGUACCGCGACGUGAUGCGCGAGACCUAUGGCCACCUGGGCGCGCUCGGAGUCGGAGGCACCAAGCCAGCGCUCAUCUCCUGGGUGGAGGGAGAGGCGGACUUGUGGGGACCCGAUGCCCAGGAUCCGGAGGUGGCGAAGGGUCCGGCAGGAGCAGAUACAGCAGGUUCCAGAAACAAGGAAAAGAAGAGACAAAGGGAAGGGACUGAAGCUCUGGGGAAGACCUUUUCAAUGGCCACAGGUCCUCCUGGGCUGAAGGCUCCCCUGGUCCCCUCUCCUGGGCUCCCUUACGGUUUGGAGCAGCCGUCCAAGGGGCCUCGCCGGGGUCGCCCCCCGCUCGGCGCCCACCCCCGUGUCCUGCGAGCAGACCAGCGUCACGGCUGCCACGUGUGCGGGAAGAGUUUUGCCUGGCGCUCCACGCUGGUGGAGCACCUCUACACCCACACGGGCGAGAAGCCCUUCGGCUGCCCGGACUGCGGCAAGGGCUUCAGCCAGGCCUCCUCCCUGAGCAAGCACCGGGCCAUCCACCGAGGUGAGCGGCCCCACUGCUGCCCCGACUGCGGCCGGGCCUUCACCCAGCGCUCUGCCCUCACCACCCACCUGCGGGUGCACACAGGCGAGAAGCCCUACCACUGUGCUGCCUGUGGCCGCAGCUUCAGCCAGAGCUCGGCCCUGUACCAGCACCAGCGGGUACACAGCGGCGAGACGCCUUUCCCCUGCGCUCACUGCGGCCGCGCCUUUGCCCACGCCUCGGACCUGCGGCGCCACGUGCGCACCCACACUGGCGAGAAGCCCUACCCGUGCCCGGACUGCGGGCGCUGCUUCCGCCAGAGCUCCGAAAUGGCAGCCCACAGGCGCACCCACAGCGGCGAGCGCCCCUACCCCUGCCCUCAGUGUGGCAGGUGCUUCGGCCAGAAGUCAGCCAUGGCCAAGCACCAGUGGGUCCAUCGACCAGGGGCCGGGGGGCGCAGGGGCCGGAGAGCCAGUGGGUUGUCUGUGUCCCUGGCCCCUGGCCGGGGGGACCUGGACCCACCUGUGGGCUUCCAGCACUAUCCAGAGAUAUUCCAGGAGUGCGGGUGACAACCUCAAAAGUGACAAGGCACAGGGUGAAGAUCUAGACGUUGUCUGGGGCCCAGCAUGGCUCCAGGGAGGUCACAGAAUUCCUGGCAGGAGCUGGAGCUGGGGGAUGAGAACAGUCUCAUCUCCGUCUGCCCUCAUCUUGGUCCCUCCUGCCCCAGACUCUAGCAGCCCCGUUUGCUGAGCCAGGGCUGAGGUGAAAAGCCCCAUCAGACCCCCAUGUGUUAAGAGGAUUGAGGUAAAUGGGAACCUUGAUUUACCCAUGUCUUUUUACUGCAGAAGUUGAAAACUGAUGGUGGCAUAAUGAAUCUGGCCUGUAGCUACCUUGUUUGUUUAUUUUUUGGCCCAGGCAGCAUUUUUAAAUGUUAUGAAUUAGUGGUCAAAAUUUAAAAAUUGGGAUACUUCACACAAAAAUCGAGGUUUCUGGCUUUUUUGGAAAAAUUCAUAGAUUUGGCAGCUUAUCCUAAACUCCUGCAAGACCAUAGUUGGUGGGAGCUGAGCCCACCCCUGUGGCCCUAGUCUAUCCCCCCUGCUCCCAGUCCAUCCCUGGUGCCCCUAAUCUAUCCCCUGUGCCCCCAAUCCAUCCAGUCGAUGGAGCUGCAGCCAGAACUGUUCACCAUGACCCUCCUGGCCAAGCAUCUGUUAACAUUUGUCAUGGCUCGCUUUUAGCAUUUUUGGUGUUUUUCUUCAAGUAGAGUAAAGAAGAAAGUGAAAUAUUUCUUGAACCCGUGUCUGUCAAAGCAGGCCUUAUUCACCUGGCAUUUGCCAUUCAUUUAUAUGACCUGCUGGGCUCCUAUAGUCAUUUGAGUUUGCAAACCAUUCUCUACAGCAUUCAGGUUUUCCUGAAUUGGAGAGAGCAUGUAUGUGAAAGGGUGGCAGAAGAGAAGUGAAAAUAGGCUUUUUUUAGAUCUUUGCUUGUAUCGCAUUUUAUGAUUUUCUUUCUUUCUUUUUUUUUUUUUUAAGGAUGGCCGGUAAGGGGAUCUUAACCCUUGGCUUGGUGUUGUCAGCACCACGCUCAACCAGUGAGCUAACCGGCCAUCCCUAUAUAGGGAUCCGAACCCGUGGCCUUGAUGUUAUCAGCACCGCACUCUCCCGAGUGAGCCACGGGCCAGCCCUGCAUUUUAUGAUUUUCAAAGUACUGGCUUGUCCAUCAAGUCAUGUCAUGCUCAUCGCUGGAGAUGAAAGCAACUUGCUUGAAGAGGACAUCCCAGUCAAAAGGAGGCAGUCAGGAUUGAAUCUUUCAUCCCAAUCCAAGUGGUAUGUCUGCUGUGCCACGGCAGCACUCUCAGCUGACCGGCUAUUCCUAGUUUUGAAAGGGAAGGCCCCGAGAGGUCCCUCAGUCCUCCCUUGGCCUCCCUGGGAGAGCCCGAUGGCUCAGGCCUUUUUGGUCAGCCUAGUCCCAGCCAGGAGGGCCUCAUCACAUUUUUGAACCAGAGAUCUCAGCUUUUCCAUCCUUUUGCAGUUGAGGACACUGAGAGGGAUGGCGAAGCAACCUGUCCAAGGUCACAUGCAGAAUGAGACCCCAGGGUUCUUGGUUUACUGCUGUCUUUACCACAUCCCUCCUGAGUUCCUUGCCAGUGUCUCAGCCAGGGUUCCGGAGGGAUCUGCCCACUCCCUAUGACAAUGUGUAGGCCUUAAUCUGGACUGGGACAGGCUAGCCCAGUGUCAGCAAAGCCCAGGCACCAGAUGGGUCUGACAAAACAGCCACAUGACAGACCAGGUUGAGGGAGAAACCAGCCUGGGAUGAGAGUUCCAAGGUGAAAGCAAAGCUUGCAUCUUUGCUGUUUAGAUCCCCACCACUGUGAACAAAGGGGACUAGGCCAGGAACAUUUGUGUUAGAUUUGUAGCCAUAGGGGACCAUACCCAUCUGUAUUCCCAUGCUCUGCAGAGAAUCCCGCUCCCCCACCCCCCGCCGCCGCCACACCACCUUGUGACUCCAUUAUGCAUCUAUCACUAAGUCCUUUGUGGUCAGAGCCCACUCUUGUGCAGGUAACAGAAGCAGCCAGCCAUGGGCAGACCCUGCCUGCCUGUGGUCAGGACAUUUCCCUCAGAGAGUAGUAGCGAGGGCUUCUGUCCUCUGCUGGCUGUGCACACAGCCUGUUCGUUCAUUUCAGCCCUGCGUCUGGCUACCUUAGGGAGGAAGAAACCAAAUGAGUCAACCUGGAGAAAAUUCUAAAGAAGGAGGUAGGAUAUUUGAAGAAAAGACACUUCAGAUGAAGUAGUGAACUGACUCGAUCCCAACCAAAUCUUCAAAUCCCACCCCACCAAAUCCUCCCUUGCUUUAAGCUUUUCUGGGGAGGAUUGGCUCAUGUGCCACCUUGUCACAAGGAGGACAUGGAGGGAGAAGAGGCACCUUGGCAGUAGGAGCUACCUUUGUGCCAGCUUUUAUUAGCAGUGUACAACCCCCUCCCUCCCCAAUCCCCCGUGCUGCUGGGGAAAGCCUAGCUUGCAACACAAGUUCUCAGCUCAGACUCAAAACCAGAUCUAGACUCUGCCCUCAGCUUGCCAAUUAAAAGUGCCAUAAUUACUACUUAGAGAUCUCUGAGUGCUUUGAAGUUUGGAAGGUUUGCUUAGGGACCAGAAACCAGACCCAACUCCUCUGCUUCCUGCCCUCAUGACCCAACCUUCCACCAUUUAAUCAAUUUUUUAGUGUCAUGAAACCCUUAAGCCUCAGCCCCACUCCAUUCUCAGCUCCUCGUCUCUUGGCACAGAUACUUCCAUCCAAAGUAGGGCUUCCGUUUCUCUCAGUUACCACAGGUCUUUGAUGCUCAGCCCAGAAGCAAUUUAAGCAAGGGAGAGGGUUUUCCCAGGGCUUCAUCGGUGCAUUAGGAGAAAAGCUUUUCUGCACCAGACAUGAUAAUCCCCAGCCCAGUGGCCUACAAGAAUGAGAAAUAGAGGCCAUGACCACAGGGCCUGUCUCUAGCUUGUCGAGGCCACUUAAAACAAGAGUAGGUACUAAUUUGAGCUCCAAAGACCCCUAUGAUUCCUUGGAAUGUCUAUCUGUGUGUGUCUUUCUAGGAAUAGAACACUCCAAGAUGUUUAUUACUCAAAGAAGCUAAAAACUGCUCUAGGCCAGUAUUUUCUUUUUCUUUUGGGUGGUUGGCCAGUAUGGGGAUCUGAACCCUUGACCUCGGCGUUAUAGCACCAUGCUCUAACCAACUGAGCUAACUGACCAGCCCUAUAGGCCAGCAUUUUCAAAGUAAGGCCUCCCUGCCACAGAAUCAGACGGGAGUAUCUUUUAAAAAUGUAGCUAGAAGGGCUGGCCCAUGGCUCGGGAGAGUGCGGUGCUGAUAACACCAAGGCCAUGGGUUCAGAUCCUAUAUAGGGAUGACCGGUUCGCUCACUGGCUGAGUGUGGUGCUGACAACACCAAGCCAAGGGUUAAGAUCCCCUUACCAGUCUUUUAAAAAAUAAAAAAAAAAAUUAAAAAUGUAGCUAGAGACCUGCACCUUACCCCUAGCCUAUUGAAUCAGAAUCUACAGGGGUGGAAUUUUAUGCUUGCUGAAGUCAGCGAAAACCAUUGCUCUGAAAAAACUUUAUUUUCUAGCUGCUUUUAGUUUUGCAAGAAUCUCAGGGCCUGUCCCAAAUGUGUGAGGCCAGGGGAUGACCUACUCAUACACAAAGAACCCUCAUUCUCUUUGUUCUUCCCAGAGAGCCCUGUGCCAUGGCUGGUCUCUUGUCGGGUACCUCAGAUCAGACUGAAUAGACUGGGGCAUCUCUUUUAGCAUCUGACAGAGAGGCAUUUAGAGGGCUUGUCCUUUGCAUACAGCAAGGCAGCAGUUCAUGCAGAAGGCUUUCUCACACUAGAACCUUGUGCAGGCUCUCCCUAGCACAGGUGCUGUGGUGCAGGCCAUGCCGGCUGGACCAUGAACAUCGGUGCACUGAAUGGCUCUGCCCAGUGCUGCUGCACACCAAGGGAGGAUGUUGGGGACAUCUACCUAACUCAGCACCUGCACAGGGGCUCCUCCUCUCCAUGGACACAGUGCUAUAACAAGGCCAGUGGACUUCCCCCUUGUCCUCUCUUGAAUUAGUUGGUGCUGGGUCAAGUUGUAAUUCUGGUUUAUCAGAGGCUUCCUGUGCACAGAGCCUCACUGCUGUGGGUGUGUGGCAGGCUGAGGUUGGCUGCCUGUUGAAUUCCCUGUGCAUAGGCAGGACCCAGGUGCUGGAGGAGGCUUGCUGGAAGUCAGCCAUUCUUUUACUGUAGGCAUCAAUGAGGCUGUAUUUCCACGUGGAAAUGCUGGUGCUAGAACAACUUGAAACCCUGGCCCAUCUUCUGCCACCCUUGGGGCUUGUGGCAUGAAGAGUGUAAGCAGUUGACCAUAUCAGAGCUGGGGCUGGGGGCCUGCAACACAUUUUGUAGGGUAUGAUAGCUUCUUGUGUGAUUUUUCUGGAAGAUGAGCAAGUUGGAGGUCAGAGAAAAGUGUCUCAUGAAGGACAUUUUGGUUUCUCACCUGUGUGAGUGCUUUGAGGAUGACCAGGGAGUGCCCCAUAUCCAUCUCUUCCCAGUGGGUGCAUUUGUAGGGUGUUCUGCCUGUGUGGGCUCUCUAAUGCUGGACCAGGUGAGCCAUUCUUAGUAAAGGUUUUAGGACAAACAGACUUUGAGAUGGGAGCUGGAGGCUGUUCCUUUGGGGGGCAGAAAGUUACCCCCAGUUCAUUUUUGGGACCAUCUCUAUGAUUCUAAUAGUCUCUAUUGAGAUCUUUUCUCAAUAGAUCAUUUUAGCCUUUUACCACUUGGUAUUCUCCAAAUUCUUGUUCUCAUCUUUCAGGAGAAUGGAAGAUGCUAUCUCUUACACUUUCCUCUGUGUAAUGGUAAAUUAAUUUUUAAAAAUUAUGGAUUUUUAUAAUUUCCUUAUUUUAAAACACUGCUGGUUCUCCUAAUGUUUUCCAAAUGUGAGAAAACUCCCUCUCUCUCUCUUAAGCUAUCUAUAACUAAUGACAGUUUGGUAAAAUGUCAUUUAAAACAGAGAUAAAAAUAUUUGUUUUCUCCCUAUUUGAUCCCCCCAAAUUUAAUAACUUUAAGUAUCCUUAUGAUUAUUAUGGCAAUGUGGCUAUUUUUAUAAGUUCAAUGAAAAUUAACUCUGUCUCUUUAUAACAGGAUAUAAUUUAAAACUUUGGAUAUAAGAUAGCAUGUCUCACUUCUAAAUUGCUGACCCCUCUUUCAUGUUGCCUUAAUUUGGCCUAACUGCUGCUUCAUCCUGCUGUUCACCCCCCCCCCCCCCCCCCGCCGCCGACAUGGAACAGAUCACUGAAAGAAAGUGAGCCGGGAUGCUUCUUUUAAUAACCCCCUGGGAAAGGAAUUCCCAGUGCUGUGGGAUUUACGCAAAGAAAAGUAAGACCUUUUCAAUCAAGAUAUCGAUCAUCAAUGCUUUUAUGAGGAAUGCCUUGAUCAUAAAGGGGGAAAUAACGUCUUCUCUACAAAAGCAGCUGUCUAAAUUUUCCUGGCUUUUAAGAGGGUGUUUGUAACUUGGAUGAGACAUCCUGUUCCUAAACAAAAGACUUGUAAUUGAUCAAAUAUUUUACAAAAGACUAGACACUCUGAAAGCAAUAAUGUCCUGGACAAUUUAACAUCAACAAACUCUCUGGACUCAGAAUCAACUAUUAUAUGGAGCAGAAUCCCUUUCCGGAGUUUCAACAAUUGGUGAUUAUACCCAAUUCACAGCACAUGGAAUGAUGCCGAUGCAGCCACUGAGAGACGAUGACAUCAUCAGUCCUCACCUGAAGUAAAUUAAAAGGACUUGCCAUGCUAAAUGAUAACAACUUCGCUUUAAAUGCUUUUGUCUUAACUGUGCCAACCUGAUCUAUAGCUUUUGCCUUUUCUUCUAAAUAAAUAAAAUGGGGGGGGAGAUGUAGAUGAUGCAUAAAGCGUAUGUACUUCACAGGGCCUGGUUUUCCAAAGCCUUGCAGUUUCAAAUAAUGAAUGACCUUACAAAAAACAGGAAAUUUUCCCCAGGCUAUUGAGUCUCUGUUGUAAGAUAAAGAGUUGUAACACAGCAAGGCUGCUGGUUCAAAGACAGACAAAUUACUGAUUGAUAUGUAAAGAUACUGGGAAAUUGCUGUAAGAAGAGAAUGUUUGCUAAGAUCAAGCUUUUGUUGGUGGAUCACUUAUUGCCUAAUAGAAUGUCAUCUGGCUUGUUUCACUGAAAGUUACCACCCUAUAUUGUUAAACUAUAACCCCACCUAUGUCUCUUGUUGUAACUUCCUAGGCUGGAGAAUAAAUACAGGAAGGGAACCCCAAUUCGUGGUUAAUUUCCCAAGGAAGGAAUGCCUCUCUCUUGAGGGUUCAGGAAAAUUAACCACUUCGGGGUUUCUCAC
Messenger RNA from Cynocephalus volans (Philippine flying lemur), 7862 nucleotides. RefSeq names its product zinc finger protein 764-like. The transcript is spliced from 3 exons. Gene Ontology annotation, biological process: regulation of DNA-templated transcription. Bases 328 to 1554 code for a protein of 408 amino acids. The record is from RefSeq and is a predicted model, not a curated record. Lineage: Eukaryota; Metazoa; Chordata; Mammalia; Dermoptera; Cynocephalidae.